This is a messenger RNA of Periophthalmus magnuspinnatus, 4398 nucleotides long. It is a transcript of the gene ctbp1, whose product is annotated as C-terminal binding protein 1. Lineage: Eukaryota; Metazoa; Chordata; Actinopteri; Gobiiformes; Gobiidae. The record is from RefSeq and is a predicted model, not a curated record. The transcript has 10 exons. Bases 179 to 1522 code for a protein of 447 amino acids. Gene Ontology annotation, molecular function: NAD binding; transcription corepressor activity; oxidoreductase activity, acting on the CH-OH group of donors, NAD or NADP as acceptor.
CACUUCCUCUUCAGAGUUGAUUUCAUGGCGAUCGGGAGAGAGGGAACAUCGCCGACGCACGCUCACUGUCUUUGCACUCUCCUCAGAGUUUAUUCUCGUUGGCACUAUUUGAACUGAACUGGGCUCCUUGUACUUGGAUUACUUCUUUUGUGUGUCCCAGCUUCCUCCUGCUCAGUCUAUGGCUCUGAUGGACAAACAUAAACAGGUCAAGCGACAGAGACUUGACCGCAUCUGUGAGGGUAUCCGACCCCCCAUCCUCAAUGGGCCGAUGCACCCCCGGCCUCUGGUGGCGCUGUUGGACGGGCGUGACUGCACUGUGGAGAUGCCCAUCCUCAAAGAUGUAGCUACGGUGGCCUUCUGUGACGCCCAGUCCACACAAGAAAUCCACGAGAAGGUGCUAAAUGAAGCUGUUGCUGCACUGCUGUACCACACAAUUACUUUAUCCAGAGAUGAUUUGGAAAAAUUCAAAGGUUUACGAGUAAUUGUGCGAAUUGGCUCUGGAUUUGAUAAUGUUGAUGUGAAAGCAGCUGCUGAGCUCGGCAUCGCUGUUUGUAACGUCCCAGCGUCGUCAGUGGAAGAGACGGCAGAUACUUCGUUAUGUCUGAUCCUGAACUUGUACAGAAGAGUCACCUGGAUGCACCAGGCGCUGAGGGAGGGCACGCGGGCCUCCAGCGUGGAGCAGAUCAGGGAGGUGGCAGGAGGCGCCGCUCGCAUUCGGGGGGAGACUCUCGGUAUUAUAGGUUUAGGGCGAGUCGGUCAGGCCGUGGCUCUUCGUGCCAAGGCGUUUGGGUUUGGCGUGAUCUUUUAUGACCCAUAUUUGCCCGAUGGCGUGGAGCGCUCCCUGGGACUCCAGCGCAUGGCCACCCUACAAGACCUGCUCAUCCACUCAGACUGUGUGUCCCUGCACUGCAGCCUUAACGAGCACAACCACCAUCUUAUUAACGACUUCACCAUCAAACAGAUGCGCCAGGGGGCCUUUUUGGUGAACACGUCGAGGGGGGGUCUGGUGGAUGAGAAGGCUCUGGCUCAGGCGCUGAAGGAGGGACGGAUACGAGGAGCCGCGCUGGACGUUCAUGAGACAGAACCCUUCAGUUUUUCCACAGGCCCUCUGAAAGACGCUCCUAACCUCAUCUGUACCCCGCACACAUCCUGGUACAGCGAGCAGGCUUCAGUAGAGGCCCGGGAGGAGGCGGCCAGGGAAGUCCGACGUGCCAUCACAGGUCGCAUCCCCGACAGUCUAAAGAACUGCGUGAACAAAGAGUACCUAUUGGCUGCCUCUCAGUGGCCCAGCAUGGAGGCCGCCACAGUUCAUCCUGAGCUCAACGGAGCCUCCUACAGAUUUCCUCCGGGCCUGAUCAAUGUGGCAGCAGCGGGGGGUCUCCCGGGGGCGGGGGCAGGGGUGGACAGCCUGGUUUCAGGGAUGGCACACGGCAUCACCCCUGUGACCCACCCUCCCCACGCCCCGUCUCCAGGGCAACCCACCAAGGCCGAAGCCGACAGAGACAUCCCCUCCGACCAAUAGCCCCCCCCACCAGCGCCAGCACAUUCCUCCGCUCCAGACCCCGCCCCCCCCCACAUCGACGGCACCUGUCCCACCUGACGUGACUACACUGUAUCUCACACCUCGAGCCCUGGAGUGACCUGUCCUCUGCCGCCCAUGUCACCCCCAUGUCACCCCCCUGACCCCUGACCUCCGACCCCCAACACAACCCCACACCGUCAGCAAUAACUGUUCUCAAGGAUUCGGUGAUAGGACUGGUUCAUUUUCUUAUCGGCUCUUGUUUUAAACCUAUUGUGGUUCUAGUUGUUAAUGUUUGUUUGUUUUGGAAAAAGAGAAAGCAUUUCGAGUUUGGCUUUGCGCCUCCAGUCGUCUCCUUCAGACCAGACGAGGUUAAAGGUCCUGUUGUGUCUACAUUUAACUGCUCCUGUUACUGCUUUAUACUUUUUAUUUUUAAACCCUUGUCACAGGGAGAUUUGUGCUAAAGUUCAUCAGAAAGUCAUUAUAAAAACGAUUUCCAACAUUACCACAAAGCAGCAUUUUGUCCCUUCUCAUCGGCGCUCCCUGGCACUGAGCUCAAACGGACUCCAUCAUCAUAGUCAUCAUCAUUACUAUUAUUAUUAUUAUUGUUAUUAAUCAUUUCCUAUCGAAGCUCUUAACCUCGUAAUACCUCCUAGCGUGUCGUCAUCCCCGCUAUGGCCCACUGUUUUGGCCGUUUCAAACUGCGGUGGUGCAGGACUGAGUGAACUCUGUGCCCAGACGCAGCUGAAACCAUUGGGUCUUCACCAGCAGAGGGCGCUGUCUGACUUUGUUCAGACGGUCGGCUUCAGUGCAGGAGCGGUGACCAGGGAUCGAACCAUCACCUUUUUAUGAUUUUUUAAAAAAGAUCUCACCACCCCCCCACGUCCACUCCUCCCCCUCAGCGUCCCUGACCAGCAUGCAGUGACCCCCCUGCGUGAGUGACAGGACUUCAUUAGUGCAUGCUGGCUUUCCAUCGACAAAAGUUGCGUAUGUGUGUGUGCGUGCGUGCGUUUUUUGUUCCCUUAACCCUUUCAAGGAUGACGAGUUGCCGUCGUCUUUCCAAAGGACGUCCCCUGGGAGUAACUGUUGUUAUCGGCGUUGCCCCGGUGACGAGGGAACACCUUUCUAGUACCUCAGUAACAGAUAAUGAAUGUACCGUGCAUACCCUUUUAUUUUUUUGUACAGAUUUUCUAGAUGACUUCUUUAAUAAUAGAGGGUUGUGAACUUGUAGCAGUAACGAUUCAGAAAAUAAAGCCUCAUCGUCCUCGUCAUCGCCCCCGUUCAGAUGAAUUCGGUUCGCUCUAGGUCACUGAAAGAACUCAGGCUUCAAAAAACCAACGUGUAUCUUCUUCCCUUUUUACCCCUUUUUAGUUUGUCAAUGUGGAAAGUUUUUAGCACAGCGCUCAAAAACCCCCCUCUGACUGUAGUAGAUGUGUCUCCAUCUUUACUGAGAAAAGCAAAGAUCGUGUACUGCUAGUCUUGUUUUACUAGAGCCGUAGAUAUAGACCUGUUUUUUAUAUUUAGCCCCUCCCCUUGUCAAGCUGCUCUAACUAUAGUUGCAUGUGAGGUGAUUCUUUAGAGGAAAAAAGCUCUCGGCUUCAACAUGACAUCAUCAUCUUGCUGUUUUCCUCUCCCCCCGUUUUACCCCUGAUCCAUUUUGUGGUGGUCAGUUUCCAGUGAUGUACAGUCUCCUCCUCAGAGUCUAUGGGAGGCGUGGAGCAUGUCUGCGGCCUCCGUCAUGUCGAGUAUAUAUUUUUAAAAAGUACCCCCAUAGUUCCCAGAUUAUGCUCAUAAAUAGUUAUCUUAAAGUUUUGCUGUUGACGCGGAUGACUUCUAUUGUUGAGUUCAGCGGUGCACUGUUUAAAAAUCCAUUUGUUUUAAUGUUAUUUUUGAUGAUGUGCUUGUCUUGUUCUACAUGUUGUACUGACACAUUUCGGCGCGAUUAAACCCAUUUUCCCCUUUUUUUUUGAUAUUUUAAAAUCUCAUCCCUUCCAAACUCGUCUCUCGUGGGCCUUACUUUGUCUUUCCCUUAAAGUAGCUGUUUUAAAGUUGCCAUGGAACCACUCACUGCCUUAAUACAGUUGACCACAGUAAGACGGAAAAAGCCGAGCCAGGAUCAUAUCACCUCCCAGAAAUGUCCCGUAAUAUUUGUGAAGCUUCAGUUUCCAACCGAUCGAGCUCAUUUUAAAAAGUUGAGUGAUGCGUUUGUUUUGCCCUGUCAGUUUGUGUUUAAGUGCAAGCUCACGGUUAAAGCACAGCACCGAUGGUUACAAAGCCACAGCCUGUUUCACUCUGGUGUGAAACUCCCCCUCGGCCGACGACUCUGCCACUCCGAGAGAGAGAAAGAGGAGAGAGAGAAAGAGGAGAGAGAGAUGAGGGAGAUGAGGGAGGAGGGGGGACGGCAGCGCAACACUGGUGAGGUCUGUCAACUACAACAGAAGAAAUUAGGUGUGAACCGGUCACUAUUUCUCAGGGUCAAAUGCACACAUAUCCUCCAGCAGUCCCGCCCUUGGCCCCGCCCCAUGGCCCCGCCCCCUACAGCGCCCCUCCCUGACCCCCGUUUGCUUUCGUUUUGGCAUCUAUCUAUCUCUCCAUCGAACCAACGGAUGAAUGAACGUCUGAAUGUGAACCACGUGUGAUGUUAAAACUGGGAAAUGUAUUUUUACAACAUGUGAACGUGUUUUUCACUCUCAUUUGUGAAUUUGAUUUUUUUUUUUUUUUUUUCACCAGAUGCAAAAAGUAAAUUUGAAAAAAAUGACAAAAAAACCCUCCUGUACUAGGCUCUUAAGCUUUAUUUCAUUUUGUUUACUUUUUUAUUAGAAUCAAUCAUGUUUGUGAUGGUAACUUCCGAUGGUAAACUCCACACCGUAUUUUAAUAA